Molecule: messenger RNA, 6272 nt
Organism: Tachyglossus aculeatus (Australian echidna)
Lineage: Eukaryota; Metazoa; Chordata; Mammalia; Monotremata; Tachyglossidae
Gene: ANAPC1
Product: anaphase promoting complex subunit 1
Exons: 48
Coding region: 119-5968 (1949 amino acids)
Biological process (GO): anaphase-promoting complex-dependent catabolic process; metaphase/anaphase transition of mitotic cell cycle; protein K11-linked ubiquitination
Cellular component (GO): anaphase-promoting complex
Molecular function (GO): molecular adaptor activity
Source: RefSeq, a predicted model, not a curated record
GUCUGCCCUCCCUCCCUCCUAUCCGCCCGCCCGCCCGCCGCCUCCGGGGAGCCCUCGCCGCUCCUCAGCGCCCCAAGUUUCCCGCCUCCUCCAGAAAUAAUGUGGAUAUCUGGAACCCAUGUCGAACGCGUAUGAAGAGAGGGUCACGAUGAUCGCCGCGGGGGACUGGCAGGAGUUCGUUCCUUUCGGGCGGGAGCGCUGCAGACACCACCCGAACGCGCUGAACCUUCAGCUCCGGCAGCUGCAGCCCGCGUCGGAGCUGUGGUCCUCGGACGGGGCCGCCGGCCUGGUGGGGUCCCUCCAGGAGGUCACCAUCCACGACAAACGCAAGGAGAGCUGGCACUUACGCAGAGGGGUGAGCGAGGCCGGAGAAGAAGUGGAAUACGACGAAGAGCUGUACGUGGCCGGUAACGUGGUCAUCUGGAGCAAAGGGAGCAAGAGCCAGGCUUCCGCCGUCUACAAGGCCUUUACGGUGGACAGCCCCGUGCUCCAGGCAUUAUGGUGUGACUUUAUUAUCUCUCAGGAUAAAUCCGAAGACGCCAACAGUAAUGAUGAAGUAGAAAAAUGUAUAUGCAUACUACAAAGCUCAUGCAUAAACGUCCAUAGCAUCGAGGGAAAGGAUUAUAUUGCCUCCUUACCUUUUCAGGUUGCAAAUGUUUGGCCCACCAAGUAUGGUUUGUUGUUUGAACGGACCAGUUGUGCGCAUGAAGUUCCUGCCAGUCCUAGUCCUCCCAGAGAACCAUUACCCACCAUGUUCAGCAUGCUGCAUCCCCUGGAUGAAAUCACUCCUCUUGUUUGUAAAUCUGGAGGUCUGUUCGGCACGUCUCGGGUCCAGUACGUGGCGGACAGCUCCAUGAGAAUCGUUUUCCUCAACGCGGACCCCUCCAUCGUCAUGACCUACGACGCCGUCCAGGGCUCGCAUUCCAUCUGGGCUCUGCGUAGAGUCAAACCAGAGGAGCAGAACGCGGUUCUGAAAUUCUCCGAGCCGGGGGUAACCCCGCAGCAGCUGGCCACCAACAGCUCCCUGACGGCGCACCUGAGAAGCCUCUCCAAAGGAGACUCCCCCGCCGCCUCCCCUUUCCAGAAUUACUCCUCCAUCCACAGCCAGAGUCGCUCCACGGCGUCACCCAACUUGUACUCUCGCUCGCCGUCUAUCUCCAACAUGGCGGCCCUCAGCCGCUCCUACUCUCCCGCCUUCGGGGUGCACUCCUUCUCAGGGCCGCAGAGAUCCAACUUCGCGAGCCACACCCAGUCCCCGAAGAGGCAGAGCGUCUCCCACUCCCCAACCAGUAAUCCCGCCGACUCCUUCCUUGCCCCGGAAACGGAGCCCAUCAUCCCAGAACUCUGCAUCGAUCACCUCUGGACCGAAGCGCUCGCCAGCACGAGGGAGAAGAAUUCUCAGGCCUCCAAAGUAUUCAUCACGUCUGACCUGUGUGGACAAAGGUUCCUGUGCUUUCUAGUGGAGUCGCAGCUCCAACUUCGCUGUGUGAAGUUUCAGGAGAGCAAUGACAAGACCCAGCUCAUCUUUGGUUCCGUCGCCAGCAUUCCCGCGAAAGACGCGGCCGCCGUGGAGAGCAUUGACACCAUGUUGGUGCUGGAAGGCCACGGAGUCUUGGUCUUGUACACCGGAGUCGUUCGGGUAGGGAAGGUUUUCAUCCCCGGCCUGCUGGCUCCAUCCCUGACCCUGUCGAGCACCAUGCCACGGCCCAGCACGCCACUGGACACCAUCAGCACGCCGAAGCCUCUCAGUCAACCCCUGGGCUCCUUGGAAGAGGUAGUGCUGUUGUCUCCAGUUCCCGAGGUGAGGGAUACCUCCAAACUUCACGAUUCUUCCUAUAUCGACGACUGUACUUUCCAACAGCUUGGAACGUACAUUCACUCAGUCAGAGACUCUGUCCACAAUAGGGUGACUCUAGAACUCAGCAAUGGCUUAAUGGUCAGGAUCACCAUUCCCGAAAUCGCCACCUCAGAAUUAGUGAGAAAGUGCCUGCAAGCAAUUAAGUCCAUCCUGCCGAAGGAGAUAGCCGUUCAGCUACUGGUCAAGUGGUACAACGCUCACAACGCCCCGGGAGGUCCCAGCUAUCGUUCGGAGUGGAACUCGUUCGUGACCUGCCUCAUGAACAUGAUGGGCUACAACACGGACCGUUUAGCCUGGACCCGAAACCUUGAUUUUGAAGGAUCGCUCUCCCCGGUCAUUGCACCCAAGAAAGCAAGACCCUCCGAGACCGGAUCGGAUGACGACUGGGAAUAUCUGCUAAAUUCAGACUACCACCGGAGCGUCGAGUCUCAUCUCCUGGCUAGAACUUUGCGCCUGGACCCUUUGGAGACUUCGCUUUUAAAAGAGACCUGUUCCCCCAACCUGAGCCUGGACGCGUCCACGCUUCUCUUCACUCACAUCCCUGCCAUUUUCUUCGUGCUUCACCUCGUCUACGAGGAGCUUAAACUGAACAGUCUGAUGGGCGACGGAAGCCAGUCUCUUGUCGUCGUCCUCGUUCAGUUAGCCAGGGAUUUAAAAUUGGAGCCGUACAUCGAUUAUUACUAUCGAGACUACCCAGCACUUGUGAAAACCUCCCGGCAAACGUGCUUGAUUGACCAAGCCCAAACAGGUCUGAUGCACUACCCUGCAUUUUUGACUCCCGAGCCUCCAAGUAUCUAUCAGUGGCUGAGUUCCUGUUUGAAAGGUGAAGGGGCGUCGUCUUACCCUUACUUACCCGAAGUCUGUGAAAGAAGCAAGCUUGUAGUCCUGAGUAUUGCCCUGUACAUUCUUGGUGACGAGAGAGCUGUUUCCAACGAAGCAUCGCAGUACUUAUCCAGGAUAACGCCAGUGCCGAAAAAGCAACAAACAGAACAGGAUGACAACAGGUUUAGUUUCAGGCACAGCGCAUCAAUUACUAGCCUCGCCGAAAAGUUAGUGCUUUGGAUGACUGAUGUCGGCUUCACCCUGCGGGACUUGGAGUCCCUGCCCUUUGGAGUCGCCCUUCCCAUCAGAGACGCCAUCUAUCACUGUCGGGAGCAUCCGGCUUCGGAUUGGCCGGAAGCCGUGUGCCUCUUGAUAGGCCGCCAGGAUCUUUCCAAACAGGCCUGUGAAGGGAACGUUCCCAAAGGGAAAUCGUCUGUCGCUCAGGUGCCCUCAUCAGAGGUUGCUUCAGGGACAGAGACCGAGGAAGAAGACGACGGUAUGAACGAUAUGAAUCAGGAGGUGAUGUCGUUGAUCUGGAGCGAAGAUCUGAGAGUCCAAGAGGUGCGCCGGCUGCUUCAAAGCGCCCACCCCGUCCGAGUCAACGUUGUCCAGAUGCCAGAAGUGAGUGACCACGAGUACAUCGAAGAAAAAGAAAACAGGUUACUUCAGUUGUGUCAGAGGACCAUGGCCCUCCCCUUGGGGCGAGGGAUGUUCACCUUAUUUUCAUACCACCCUGUUCCAACAGAGCCUCUGCCAGUUCCUAAGCUGAAUCUGACGGGGCGGGCUCCUCCUCGCAACACGACGGUGGACCUGAACAGCGGAAACAUCGACGUGCCCCCCAACAUGGCGUGCUGGGCCAGCUUCCACAACGGCGUGGCCGCCGGGUUGAAGAUCGCCCCGGCGUCCCAGAUCGACUCCGCCUGGAUCGUCUACAACAAGCCGAAGAACGCCGAAUUAGCCAACGAAUAUGCCGGCUUCCUCAUGGCCCUGGGUCUGAAUGGGCACCUCACCAAGCUGGCCACCCUCAACGUUCACGACUACCUAACCAAGGGUCACGAGAUGACGAGCAUCGGUCUGCUGCUCGGGGUUUCCGCCGCCAAGCUGGGCACGAUGGACAUGUCCGUCACGCGGCUUCUGAGCAUCCACAUCCCCGCGCUCCUCCCGCCGACCUCCACCGAGCUGGACGUCCCCCACAACGUCCAGGUGGCGGCCGUCAUAGGGAUCGGCCUCGUCUACCAGGGCACCACCCACAGACACACGGCCGAGGUCCUCCUGGCGGAAAUCGGGCGUCCACCGGGCCCCGAAAUGGAAUACUGCACGGAUCGGGAAUCGUAUUCCUUAGCAGCUGGACUGGCUCUGGGCAUGGUAUGCUUAGGGCACGGCAGCAACCUGAUCGGCAUGUCCGACCUCAACGUCCCCGAGCAGCUCUAUCAGUACAUGGUGGGAGGACACCGACGCUUCCAAGCGGGCAUGCACAGGGAGAAACACAAAUCUCCAAGCUACCAGAUCAAGGAGGGAGACAGCAUCAACGUGGACGUCACUUGCCCGGGCGCUACGCUGGCCCUGGCUAUGAUCUAUUUGAAAACCAACAACAGAUCCAUUGCUGACUGGCUUCGGGCUCCUGACACCAUGUAUUUGCUGGAUUUUGUGAAACCAGAAUUUCUCUUGCUCAGGACCCUUGCUCGGUGCCUGAUUUUAUGGGAUGACAUUUUACCAAAUUCCAAAUGGGUCGAUAGCAACGUCCCACAGAUCAUAAGAGAAAACAGUAUCUCGCUCCAUGAAACAGAACUGCCGUCCUCAGAGGAACUGAACCUGGAAACCCUGGCGCAAGCACAUGUUUACAUAAUUGCUGGAGCCUGCAUGUCUCUGGGCUUUCGAUUUGCAGGCUCAGAAAACCUAGCUGCAUUUUAUUGUCUGUACAAAUUUGCGAAAGAUUUCAUGAAGUGCUUGUCGGCACCAACUGCUUCCGUAACGGGCCAUUAUAACUUAGAAACGUGCCUGAGUGUGGUGCUGCUCUCUCUGGCGAUGGUGAUGGCCGGCUCCGGGAACCUGAAGGUCCUCCAACUCUGCCGCUUCCUGCACAAGAAGACGGGGGGAGAAAUGAAUUACGGAUUCCACCUGGCACAUCACAUGGCUCUCGGACUUCUCUUUUUGGGAGGAGGAAGGUAUUCUCUGAGUACUUCGAAUUCUUCAAUCGCCGCUCUUCUUUGCGCACUCUAUCCUCACUUUCCAGUUCACAGCACUGACAAUAGGUAUCACCUCCAGGCACUGCGGCACCUCUACGUGUUGGCGGCAGAACCCAGGCUGCUUGUCCCCGUCGACGUGGAUACAAACGUUCCUUGUUACGCGCUGCUAGAGGUCACAUACAAGGGGUCACAGUGGUAUGAAGAAACAACCGAAGAGCUGAUGGCCCCCACUCUUCUCCCCGAGCUCCAUUUACUAAAGCAGGUUAAAGUGAAAGGGCCGCGCUACUGGGAAUUACUCAUCGACCUGAGCAAGGGGACUCACCAUUUGAAAUCGAUCCUUUCCAAGGACGGAGUGCUGUAUGUGAAACUCAGGGCCGGUCAGCUCUCUUACAAGGAGGAUCCCAUGGGCUGGCGGAGCCUCUUAGCCCAAACCGUCACUCACAGGAAUUCCGAAGCCCGGGCCUUCAAGCCAGAAGCUAUUUCAGCUUUCACCUCCGAUCCAGCUCUUCUCUCAUUUGCCGAAUAUUUCUGCAAACCAACCGUGAAUAUGGGCCAGAAACAGGAAAUUUUGGAUCUCUUUUCUUCCAUUCUUUACGAGUGCGUCACUCAAGAGAACCCGGAGAUGCUGCCCGCCUACAUAGCGAUAGAUCAGGCGGUGAGGCGACUAGAAAGGAGGGAGAUGUCCGAGACCUUCGAACUGUGGCAGAUCAAGUUGGUGUUGGAGUUUUUCGGCUCCCGGAGCCAUCAGGAGAGGCGGCAGAAGAACUCCAGCCAGGGGCUCUUCAUGAACUCCGAAUUCCUGCCCGUGAUGAAAUGCACAAUCGACAACGCCCUGGACCAGUGGUUGCAAGCGGGAGGAGACGUGGCCCUGCACUCCUACCUGAGCGGCCAGCCCACUGAAGAGUCGCAGCUGAACAUGUUGGCGUGUUUCCUGGUUUACCACUCGGUCCCGACCCCAGCGCAGCUGCGAGUUGGCGGGUUAGAAGGGAGCACCUGCUUCUCGGAACUGCUCCUGAAGUUCAAGCAGCUGAAAAUGCCCGUCUGCGCGUUGCUGCGGUUGGCACCCCUCCUUCUCGGAGCCCCGCACUUCAUGGUUCGCUGACCGCCCCGGACGGACGAGGGGCGCCGGGCGCCCCGCACGGAAAGUCGCCGAGCAUCCGAGCCCCGGGGGGUUUUUGAGUGAGUUACGGAAGAUACGCUUGGGCGUGGUCGGAUCCCGGCGUAUCGUAAAACUGGGGGUCGUUGGAAAUGUGCCCGACCGAUGUGAAAAAAAUGACGCGGGAAAUGUGCCGUCGUCCCACCCGACCGACGUGGAAGAAAAAUGAAUUUUAAAAGGCGUUUACUUUUGUAAAUAAAGCUUUCUGUUCCCAACCGGUAAAUGUAGGCGCUCACUGAGAAAUCAGAAA